AUGAUUCCACCUUGUGACCCGGCCAUUCUGGAAAGCAAUCCCCAGUUCAAACGACUUCAUCAGCAUCUAACGACGAAGCUCCUUCAUCCGGAUGGAUCGACCCGCGCCAACGAUGCGCAACCAGCCCGAAAAGCAGCUCUCGAAGAGCUGAGGAACUGUCGCAUUCGCAAUGCGAAGAAGGAGAUUAAGAAGCAGACCCUCCGAAGGCUAGCUUUCGAUCCCGACAGCGGAGUGCUAGAUGAGGACCGAGACCCCGUCGCCAUUGUAUCGCUAUAUCUAGACGCCUCACCCCGCCAACUAGACCUCGAAACCGACCCCGGAGACACAGCAAAUGCCCUGACUCUUCUCGCACCCGACAUCGACGCCUUCUACUCCAAUCUACCGGUGCUCGCCCCACAUUUCUCGAAGUCAUUAUCAAACAUCCUCCAUAACCUUCGGAAGAUCGCGAACACAGGUGACCUCCCGAGCGCGGGACAACCGACGGAGCCGACACGAUCGCGGGCCCGUGGUCGUCACGCAGUAACUCGGGUCCCUCUCCUCUCAUCACAGCUGGACGAACGAGUUCGCAGACUCCGAGAAAUACAGUUAUCAGAACUUCCGGCGGCGCGAGCACGCAUGGCAGCGACAGCCACGGAGGUUGUGGCGGCGCGAGCGGCGGUGAUGGAACGGACCGUGGUGCUGCUGGAGCGCGCGAAACACGGCGCAUUGGCGCGAGCCACGAAGGCGAAGGCCGAGCAUUUGGCUACGGUGGCGCAGGGCGUGGAAGGAAAACUGAGCGUCAUGAAAUUGGAUAUUUCCGCGACGAUAUACACGCCCGAGACUGUCGUCGCACUGGGCAGAUACCGACAACAUCUGCAGGAUACUCGGGAAAGGCUGGAAGAGCGCCAGGAACAUGCUCUAGAGGAGCUCAAGGCCUACGAGGAUGUGGAUUCUGAGGCUCCUGCAGCCCGAACCCGAAGUAAGGCGCAUUUGGGAUCAGGACCGAUGAGGGAGAUUGCGCGACGGUAUGGGACGUUGAUGGAUGAGAUCGAGGAGGUGAGGUCGGAGAUCCAGAGAUUGAGGGGGUAGAUGUUUUGAUUAUAUUGUUUCGAGAUACCCUUUUUUUUAUAGUUCGUUUAGGAAUAUUUGGGAUGAUACUUGACCACUCACAGGCCCC
Molecule: messenger RNA, 1156 nt
Organism: Aspergillus steynii IBT 23096
Lineage: Eukaryota; Fungi; Ascomycota; Eurotiomycetes; Eurotiales; Aspergillaceae
Exons: 4
Coding region: 1-1068 (355 amino acids)
Biological process (GO): spindle assembly
Cellular component (GO): HAUS complex
Source: RefSeq, a predicted model, not a curated record